GAUCAUGCCUUCCUCCUUUAGAUGUUGCAUGUUAUGACAGAUAUGGGAACUUCAUUCCAUUCCCAUCAACUCCAAUAGUCAAUUUGCAAUUCAAGAUGGGCAAAGGCACGUUGAUUGGUGUAAAGAAAACGAAGGCAGGCCUUUCAUCUGACAAAAGGACUCUUAGAAUUAAGGAUAUACUAAUAGAAAGUGGGGAUUUAGACAUCAUCCGGCCAAACUAUGAGGGCGCAAUGCUUUUAUGUCCGCCAGAUGAAUCUUUGUCCAUUUCUAUUCCAUGUAAAGUUAUUCCUGGACAUGUGUGGCGAGUGUUGGCACAUCCAUCCAUGCAAAGUACCCAAAUGCUUCCUGGGUGCAUAGUACAAGAACUCAAAUUGGAGAUGUUUGAUGCUUAUGGAAAUCAUGCUUUGAAGGGCUCUGGAGUUCUUUUGAAGGUUGAGGGAUUUUCCAUUAAAGAUCAGAUUUGGUAAAAAGCACAAGGUGAUGUGCUUUCCCAGAUUCCCUGCGGUGCUAUUGCGUAAAGUCUGUAAUUAAUUAUUUGUUCUCCUAUUUUAUGUUUGGGAGAUGAAGGAAAAUGGGGGAAAUUAAAAUUUGGGCGGAGAGUGGGUAGGUAAGAAUUCGGAAUUUUUGUGGGAGUUUGGAAGGAUCAAAGUUUUGUGUAGUCACGCCUAAAUUUUCUUCCCUCCGCUCUCCCAAACAAAGCUUCAAAGAUGGCCUUUGAUGACACUAAUUCAGCAUGUUAGUCAGGGCACUUAUCUUUCCAUAGUUGCGUAUGAGGUGCAUGAGACCAUUUAACUGAAGCAACAGGAACUUUGUGGUGAUUUUGCUCCCACAUUUACCUACAUUUCUGUUGUUAUUAUUGGGAAUGACCCUGCUGGCAUUUUAGAUAUAGGGCAUAAACUGUUCAAGCGAUGAACUAGCAUGUCGGUGGCCCAAAAAGAUUCGGCGAAUUGUAGAGGUGUAUUGUGUAUUCAUACCAUAUUUGGAACAGCAUAUGCAUUGCUGAUGGGUUAGCCUCUGUCGAAAAUUAUUUAAAAGAAUGGAAUAAAUUUCUUGUUCAGGCGGAUCA
Messenger RNA from Eucalyptus grandis, 1066 nucleotides. RefSeq names its product structural maintenance of chromosomes flexible hinge domain-containing protein GMI1-like. Bases 96 to 467 code for a protein of 123 amino acids. Lineage: Eukaryota; Viridiplantae; Streptophyta; Magnoliopsida; Myrtales; Myrtaceae. The record is from RefSeq and is a predicted model, not a curated record. The transcript has 4 exons.